Messenger RNA from Melopsittacus undulatus (budgerigar), 4094 nucleotides. RefSeq lists its product as uncharacterized. The coding region runs from base 516 to 1187 and encodes 223 amino acids. The record is from RefSeq and is a predicted model, not a curated record. Lineage: Eukaryota; Metazoa; Chordata; Aves; Psittaciformes; Psittaculidae. The transcript is spliced from 6 exons.
UCUGGAUGCUACAGGAUAUAGAGCACAUCCCCUUGCUCCAAAUCAGUUUCGCCAUCAUUUGAUGCAUCUUUUCUUGGAGAAGAGAUAUAAGGUUGAGUCCUGUAGGUAAGGCAUAACUGUGUCCUCUAUAUGAAUGUGUAAUGUGUGUGUGAGAAAGAGAAACAGACACAGACAGAAGGGGGAAGGUGGGGAAAGAGCAAGAGCAUUCAAGAGUGUGCAUACACUAAAUAUGUUUACAGUAAACCGGUUAAUCUGAAAGCCAGACUGCCACAGUCAUACAUUGAGUGACCUCCCCUUGCUCUCCUAAAACCGUUCUGUUGAAACCUCUGCUGGCUUCCCAGCAAGUUGGGCAAUAUGUGUAUGUCCCUAAUGCCUUAUCACAGCACUGCCUUGGAGCAAGGCACACUGUAAACAACCAGUGACCCACCCACAUGCAGCCUUGAGCCUGACUCCACUGCUUCAGCUCUUAGGCUCCACAAGCAACAAGUAGCUAGCCCCUGGUCUCCUGCAGAAAAAUGCCGUUCAACUCCUGCCCACUUUGGAAAGCACUGUUUUUUAUAAGUUUAGCAGUGCUUCUUGCAGAUUUUACUACAAUUGCAGCUUUUGCUAAUCCAAAUGAAUGUAAAGGGGCAACAAUAUAUGAUGUCAAUGAGAGUCUUAAGAAAUAUUCAAACUGUUUUGAUGAAAUGAUCCCUGAGGGUAAACAAUCUUCAAUCAAUUUCCUUGUCUGGACACUGCAAGAAAUGCUUGAUCUCCUGCGCCCUGUUCAAGAGAAAUUUUGCAAACAGCUUCCUCCCUGCCCGCUCCCACUACCCCCUAGAAAUGGUGGGCUGGUGUGUGUCAUCAUUGACAAUGCUCAAUACUGCAAACCCAUGUGCAACAAGGGUUAUGACUUCCAAUUCCUCAGAAGGAGUAGACUGUAUGAAGUAUGUAGCAGCAGAACUGGUUUUUCCUGGACAACACAGCUUGCUGGGGGAAAGGCACUGGCUGUUUGUAACCCAUCUGAGAUGGCUGUCAGUGGAGCUGAAUCUGCCUAUUUCCCCACCAACAGCACCUGUCUGCGCACAUUAGCCUUCACUGAAACUCAGACUGAGCAGCUAAACAUGUUCCUCAAAGAGCUUGGAGAGCAAGGCAUUGAUGGCUCCAACCGUGACAAGGAUGACGAUUGUAUCAUCUGUGGUUACUAGCACCAAAAAGCUUGUGCUACAGACCAACCAGCCAUCUGCAAUCUGACAUAGGCAUUUUGACAAGAGAAGCAGAGCAAUGAAAUUGUUGCUAAGACAUGUAAACAUACAGCUUUUAUUUGGUUAAAGAACUAGAGAUCAUAGUCCUAAUUUGGCCUCAGCUCUUGGAUACAGAUAUAUUGGCUAAACCUAACCAUAUAGCUCACGGCAGAUGUGUUUCAAAGAAAGUUCACUUUUAUGGCUUAAGUUUGUCUAUCUGGAAUUAAAUAAGAAAUAGUGUUGUUUCAUGGUUGCAGUCAUUAGUUAAACACAGUAAUUUUUAUCAGAAAUUGUCUUCCGUCAGGUGUUAGUUUUACUUUACUUAUAGUUGCUUUUACAGGUGCCAAUUAAUCACUGUUUUGUUUCUCUGAUGACCAUUAGUGCAAGUCACUGGUCAUAGGUGUACAGUUCUUUAUUCAUGUAUUUGCUUGGCUGGGGGUUAAAUCCGGCUGUACAUACAGCUGUUCAAGGUGCUGUGAUUUGCAUGAACUACAAACUUAAAGCACUGUAGUUUCCUGGUGGGACAACUCUAGGGUUUCUACUGUAUUUAUCCUCUUGAAGAGAUCCCACAGAAAGACAGAGUAUAGGUAUACUGCAGUGCACUUCUAGGAGUCAAGAAGUACCCUGUAUGCUUGCUGUAACCAAGCAAAAUGGCAGGGUAAACUUACUAUCUCAGUUCAGUACAUGUGAGAAGUGGGGUAGCCCUAAACUAGCAGGUAUUUGCAUCAUGUCUCCUCUGCCAAAAAGAUGGAAGUGGUGGGUGUUGAGGGACCUGCAUGAGAAGCUCUGUAGUUUGUGUGACAGGAAUCUGCUUUCAGUCUCUGUUUAGUCCCUGUGGGACAAAACCACAGUGGUUCUGAAAAGAAAGUUUUCUUGAUCUAACAGCUAUGUCUGCCCUGUGGGAUGCAGGGCUGCAAAUGCUCUUCUGCACUCACACUUCCUUGCACAGCCUGGGUGUAUGUGACACAUGGACUUGCAGCGCCUUCCUCAUGUGGAGCCUAUAGCUACCACAAGGUAUGACUUGGCUUCAGAGGUAAAGCACAAAAGCAAAUGAGGUCUGGUUGUAAUAGAGUUGGGAUGGGCCAUAUUUAGGGUAGAGCUCUAGGGGCUGAUUGCAGGGCAACCUGCUGAGAUGCUCUGGUCUCAGUGCAGUAGUGGUGGGGCAGCUGCUGGUCCUAGCCCAGUAUGUUCACAACAUCUGGCUAAUAAUCCUCCUUGCUUUUUCCCAUUCAUUUUAUUUCUAAACCUAGUCUAAUCUGGGGCAGGUUUGGCUGUUGCCAGAGUUAACAAAAAUUUUAGCUGGUCAUCUGAAUUUGUAACAGCUCUAAACAAGAACAAAUAUCCAAGUGAUUUGUUUUCUGUUGUUGGCUCUUCUCAUGGCAUAUGAAACCACUUGUUCCUGCUCCAGUCCCAUCCCCCACUCCCCAUGUGCAUGUGUACUCUGGAAAAACAGAGACACAGAGUAAGAAGUGUGAAGGGCAGAAAAUCCCAGCCACUGUCCACCUGGCAGUUGAUGCAAGUUAAGACAAAAGACAAUUUAGCCCUGGUGAUUCAGUUUACUUGUGGAGCUGUAGCAACAAAACACAUGUGCAUGUGGAUUAUUAUGAAAUCUAAAAAAAAGCUUAGUUACUGUUUGAUUUUCAGUGGAAUCUGUGCUUGAGGUUUUGUUUUAAUUUUCUUUUUUUGAUCAAAUACUGAAGCCAUAGAUCUGAAGACAGACAGCUCAUCUGUUUGUUUCCUUUCUCUUCUUUACCUUUCCCCCAUUCGGACACAGGCAUCAUAACUAGGUGGUGGGUGAUGUAUAAUUGACCUUUACCUCAUUAAUCAGUUUAAUGAUUCAGAUAUAUAAAACUAAGACUCAGAUGCCAGCCAUUACAAGCAAAAAACCCACUGGCUGCUUUUGGGCCCGGAACCAGACAGUAAUAUGAUGAUGAGUGUAGCAGACAAUUACACCAACAAAGGCAUGAGUUAGCUGCUUUGGUUGAUUAUAAACUAAGGCAGUAACUUCAGUCAUUGUGUUGGAGGCAAAAAUGCUGCAGUCUUAAAGAAAAUACAUGUUUUUUUUUCAAUCACUGAUAUUUUUUAUUAUUUUUUUUUAUUUCUGGCAAACAAAUAAACUCUAUCACAUGAAAUAAUCAUAUCUUUGAGGUUUUGGUUUCCAGCCAAAUCAUUAUCAGCUGAUGCUCAAAUAAAGUAUCUGAAGGAUAAAAACGUUCUAGUGUCAUUUCUCUACUGGUGCUAAAAAACAUUUUUCUCUGAAUUGUUAGGCUAUUCUUAUGACUUUCCAAACCAGACAACAAAAGAAAAGAAACCCAGUACUGGAUUUCAUAAGGAAAUAAAACCCAUUGCUCUUGUAAACUAACAGAAACUGUAAAAUCUGUGAAUCAGAAAUCCUGCUAGUGAGCAUCCCACAGUGCAAAAGAUUUAGGUUGGAAAGCUUUCGUUUGAUGUGGCAUGAAUGUGAUGUUAAGCUGGAGACUGCAUUGUUGGGCUUGUUUGUUUGUUUUUUCAUAAAUCUGCAGAGAAGCAGUUUUGUUCUAUUCCCAUCAUCCAAGUUAUUACUUACAUAUGAGAAAGGAAAGUUGAACCAAUAAGCUUGUGUGACACAGUUAAAAACUGAAGUAAAUUUAAUCAUAUUAUUUCCCAGUGUAAAUUUGUAUAAUGUAAUUCAGGCAAAUAGUUAUUGUAUGUUUGCAUUAACUUCAACUCAGUUUCUGGCUGGGCAUGUCUGAGCAUUGGACCAUCCCUCAUGUUGGUGCUCUAACCUCAGGAUGAGAAGGGCUUUUUGUUCUCUUGCUCUCUCUUUGUGUUCUGGCACUUAGGAUUUGCAAAGAAGAAAAUUCACAUGGAAGGAAAGAAAGCACAGCUACA